Messenger RNA from Puccinia triticina, 687 nucleotides. RefSeq lists its product as uncharacterized. Lineage: Eukaryota; Fungi; Basidiomycota; Pucciniomycetes; Pucciniales; Pucciniaceae. The transcript is spliced from 5 exons. Bases 1 to 687 code for a protein of 228 amino acids. The record is from RefSeq and is a predicted model, not a curated record.
AUGAUGGGAUUGGACCGACUGAGCAUGAGAAGGGCCAUUGCAGUCCUUCCGAUCAUUCCUUCGCUACUUGGUCUCGUGGCUGGCAUCGAUAUUCUUGCCCCUUCCAUUCGGACGAACUCGACCGCGACCAGGACUUUCAUCUUCGAGCGGGAGAUCUCAUGGCUCAGACGGGACUUCUUCGUCCGCGAAGCCAACGGCGCUGACACCCUGCAAGUCCGUACCCAAUUCGAUGGGCCUUCGGCAGAGGCUUUUCGUAUGUCCGUCACGAACCCUCAGCGACACGAAUUCACUAUCGGUCUCGAACUUGAACCCAACAUCAAGCCUCAACUGGAAUGGUGCGGCUACAAACAGACCUACCGCACCACUGAUGGGGUCUCCUUUGAUUUUCACCCAAGGUUUUGGUUGAGCGACCGUUGGGAGAUAAAGAGAGGUGGAGUCCUAACGGAGGAUUAUAUCUGGGAAAGAAAUCAGAUGGGGUUGGCUGGCCCAAUUAAAGACAAACAGGGCCGUCCUGUCGCCCAUUUCCAUGCUCGAACAUGGGGACACGAAUGGAUUGCGAUGUCUUGGCACACCAAACGACCCCAUACAACGAUUUACAGCAUCGUGACCAACGACGAUAUCCCGAUAGAAUAUCUUGUCGGCCUUUUCACAGUCGCUAUCGUCAGGAUGGACAAAUGCGGCAGAUAG